AUGGCGGGCAGGCCUGUGGUUGCAGCAUCAGGCCAGUGGCUGGAUGGUAUUCGGAAAUGGUAUUACAAUGCUGCAGGAUUCAAUAAGCUGGGCUUAAUGCGUGAUGAUACAAUGUUCGAAGACGAAGACGUAAAGGAAGCCAUAAGAAGGCUUCCUGAGAACCUUUAUAAUGAUAGAAUGUUUCGCAUUAAGAGAGCAUUGGACCUGAGCCUGAAGCAUCAGAUCUUGCCGAAAGAACAGUGGACAAAAUAUGAGGAGGAUAAAUUCUACCUUGAACCAUAUCUCAAAGAGGUUAUUCGGGAAAGAAAAGAAAGAGAAGAAUGGGGAAAGAAGUAAUCACAGUUGAAAUCUGUGGAUACAGCUGUCUUCAAAAUAUUUUUAUGAACUUGAUUAAGCCUGAAAUAUAAUUUUAAGAAUUAUUUAGUCUUCAGACAUCCUACUUUAAAUAAAUG
Heterocephalus glaber (naked mole-rat) is the source of this 452-nucleotide messenger RNA. Its product is annotated as cytochrome b-c1 complex subunit 7. Gene Ontology annotation, cellular component: respiratory chain complex III. Lineage: Eukaryota; Metazoa; Chordata; Mammalia; Rodentia; Bathyergidae. Gene Ontology annotation, biological process: mitochondrial electron transport, ubiquinol to cytochrome c. The record is from RefSeq and is a predicted model, not a curated record.